CAAUUGCAUGAAGAUAGGGCUCGUCUACGUGAUGUUCGAGGCCGGGCUCAAGUACUUCAGCAGCCACCACGUCGGCCAGGACCUCAACUACCCGUACCUCCUUGGCGACCAGCUGGCCUACGAGCAAUACCUCUACACGGUGGGCCUCACCUUGGUCGAGUACGUGUCCUACAUCCUCGCGGUGGUGAUCUCCGCCCGGCUGCUACUCGGCAAGACCCACUACGCGAUCGUCAAGUACAACUACCUGGCGAUGGCGGUCAUCCUCUCUUCCUUCGGCAAGCCGCUGCACCUCUUCCUCAUGGUCUGGGACUACCAGCAACUGUUCUCCACCAUACUGGACGUGUUCGUGGUCAUCUCCAACGUGAUGGCCGUACGCGCUUUCCUGAACGACGCCAAGCAGGCGAUGCUGGUGGUGGCUGUCGGGUUCACUGUGCGGCUGCUCACGCGGCUCAUCCUCUCCGCCCACUACGACGCUGCCGUGCCGUUCACCUUCUUCAUCAACUGAAGCUUCUACACGGACUUUGGUUUCUUGCACAUACAAACCGCACACACACGACGUGCCGCACACAACGCGAAGAAAGAUUCGGCUGA
Molecule: messenger RNA, 591 nt
Organism: Acanthamoeba castellanii str. Neff
Lineage: Eukaryota; Discosea; Longamoebia; Acanthamoebidae
Exons: 4
Source: RefSeq, a predicted model, not a curated record